This is a messenger RNA of Brassica rapa (field mustard), 2623 nucleotides long. Its product is annotated as F-box/FBD/LRR-repeat protein At5g18770. The record is from RefSeq and is a predicted model, not a curated record. NCBI's taxonomy places the organism in Eukaryota, Viridiplantae, Streptophyta, Magnoliopsida, Brassicales, Brassicaceae. Gene Ontology annotation, molecular function: protein binding.
GUUUUUUGGACAAGGUUCUACACCAUUUAGUGGAUCUCAUAACUAUAUACAUAAAUAUAAUACAUACGCAUUCUAAUAGCUAAAACCUCCCAUUGGAAGUGCUUUAAACAUGUGUGUCAGUUUGUCAUUGAUUGACAUCAAGAUCUUGAACUUGGAUUAUAUUUAUAAAGUCUUCAACUUUUGUAUACACCCUGAGUAAUUAGUGUAAUGGUUGAUAAUGAUAAAGUUUUAAUUAGGCCUAGUAAAAAAACCGCAAUCAAAAAUCUGAAUUGAAAUACCAUAAACUGGAUCCAAACUCUCAUAUAUCCAAUGAUUCAUAUAUUUAUAUAUUCAUUAUAACCGAAAAUUAAAUGGAUUUUGAAUAUAUAAAAAUAUUAAUUCUAUUUAACAUAACCAUAUAUAUAAUUUAAAAUUCUAUUAAAAGUAUUUGAAAAAAUAUAAUUGAAAACUAUAUGAAUUGCCCAAAAUUCACCGAACAAAUCUGGAUAUUUAAAAUAAUUUUAAUUUUUUAUCUGGAUCAUCUUAAUUAUUGGAUAGUUUAUCUAAAUUAUCUAACAAUUUUCGAAUUAUCUAAAUUAAUCGAACCAAAGGGUUUUUUGGUCAUAGCCAUAUAAGCUGACCCGGUCUGAAUCCGGAUACCCGGUUACAGAGUCAUUAUGCAAAUAUCUUUUUUGCCGAGGGAAAGAAAAAUAGACAGAAGAAACCCAUGAGCUUCUUCUGAAAGAACAAAAAGACUGACGGCAACGUUUAGGAACCCUAAAAUUUCAGGGAAGACGAUUACUACUCGAAUCAAAUCAAGAGAGAGAGCUAGCGUCAAUGGAGAAGCUCUUCUAUAAGUCCCAACGGCGGUUGGGUGCCUAUUCUAGUUCUUCAGUUCGAGAGGGAGGAAAAGACUUGAUAAGCUCAUUACCUGAACCGUUGUUAGUUCACAUACUCAGCUUUCUCACCACUGAACAUGCGGUUUGGACAAGUGUUUUGUCUUCUCGAUGGAGACAUCUCUGGAAGUGGGUUCCUAGGUUAGAACUAGACAGCUUUGAUUUCACUAAUGACAAGGUCUGUGUUGAUUUCAUCGACAAGUUUCUAGCUUUACAAGGCAAGUACUACUUGCGUGAGUUCAAGUUAACCAUUGACCACGAUGAAUUUGAUCGUGACAGUGAGGUUUCACUUUACGAGCCGUGUCUCGGCAGAGUGGAUAUGCGGAAGCUCGAACGUUUCCAAGUCCAGAAUCGGUUUGGACGUGGUGCCUUUGAUGACUUCCGGACACGCCUAACCCUUUCUGCGUGCGAAGCAUUGGUCUGCUUGAAGCUACAUUUCGUUAGUCUGAACGAGUUCGAGUCUCUUUCCUUGCCCUGUCUCAAGAUCAUGUUCUUGGAGGACGUUGUUCUGCCUAGCGACGCGGCUGCUGAGGCUCUGAUCUCCUCCUCUCCGGUGCUAGAAGUCUUGAAGAUAUGCCUCAGUAGAGAUGAUUUUGUGGUGGCUUUACGUGUCUGCUCACCGUCGCUUAAGAGCUUCACUCUAAAACGAGUGGAACCUAUUUAUCCUCAUGGACAUUCUGUUUUGAUUGAUGCCCCGAAACUCGAGUAUCUGAGUCUCGUGGAUUACUACCAUUUCAGAAGCUUUGAGAUAAUCAGUAAGGCUGAGUCUUUCAAGGUUGAUGUCGAUGUUGAGUUUGAGCUGCUGACUGAUUACUUGGCUGAAAAUAAGAUCGUCUACAAUCUUCUCGACAACUUUUCAGGUGUUAAAGAUAUGACCAUGUCAUGGAAAACUCUGCAGUUUAUAUAUAGUUCCCAUGAGACAAACCCACUCCCUAAAUUUCAUGGCUUGACUCGUCUGCGUGCCACUAUGCGCUUAAACGCAUCCCCUGAACUAUUGCCAGUCGUUCUUGAGAGCUGCCCCAAUCUGAAACACUUGACAUUGGAAUUGUUUUUUGAUUAUCCAAUCAGAUGGCUGUCUGAACUCUCCACUCUGCUGCCUAGUUGUUUGGUGUCGUCUCUUGAAUCUGUUGAAAUGGAAAGCCCGGUCACCGAGGUGGCUGUUGAACUGGAUUUGGCUAGAUACUUUAUGAAGAACUCGACUACACUCAACAAGCUCGUGCUACGUUUGGAUCAGUCGAGUGGAGAACAACACAAGCCUGGUGUCUUGGAACAACUCAAGAAAUAUUCAAGGCGCUAUGGUUUGUCUCAGUUCGAAGUUCUUCCAGUGGUUCUAACUCCGAAUCCAUUGCCUCCGGGACUGGUGGUGAAUCGCUUGUAGCUGCAAGUACGGCUAUGAAGCUUUCACAUAGGUUUUUUUGGCUCGAGAAGAACAAUAUGUGGUAUGAGGUUCGUCCUAGUCAAAGGUUCUAAACUUAAUAUGUGGCUAAGUCUGGACUAUAAGUGUGGCCAGGAAACACCUAGUAAAUAUCAAAAGAUCACUUCAUCUUCUGCUCAGUGAAGAGGACACGAGGAUCGUACUUGCGGGAACUCAAGCUUCUCAAGAAGUCCCUUGCUAUACUCUUCACUGACCCAGGCCCAUUUGAGCAUAGUCAUACAAGCUGACCCGGUCUUAAUCCGGAUAACCCGAUUAUUCAUUUUAUUUUUCCAAAGAGGGAAAGAAAGAAAAACAGAAGAGCUUCUAAUAAAAA